Brugia malayi is the source of this 1914-nucleotide messenger RNA. RefSeq lists its product as uncharacterized. The record is from RefSeq and is a predicted model, not a curated record. The transcript has 17 exons. NCBI's taxonomy places the organism in Eukaryota, Metazoa, Nematoda, Chromadorea, Rhabditida, Onchocercidae. The coding region runs from base 1 to 1914 and encodes 637 amino acids.
AUGUCACUGAUGACAGAUGAUUUGGAUGUGAAAUAUGGAGUGAUGAAUCAGAAUGAUAGUGAAUCAGCUGACAAGAAGAAACGGAAAAAAUCGAAGGGAAGAGCAUUGGAAAUCGACUUCCCACUUCAUUCGAGUGGGCUAAUGCAAUCAUAUGAAUCUAGCAUUUGCUAUGGCGCAAACAAUCAUCAACUUGUUCCCGCAUAUCCGACUGACACUGCUGCGGUGGGGAAUGAUUGUUCUGAUGUAAUUAAUCAGCUUUUGCCAACUAUCCGAGAUGCUGUGCAGGAAUUUUUAUAUGAUGUUGGCAGUCGUGCUUGUGAAAUAGAAGAAGUCAUCAAUUUCUUGAAAAUAUCAGACAUUGCACUGCAAUAUAAACAGUUGCUUAAUUCCUUAAAUAACGCGCAAUUAUAUAAGCUUUUCGAAAAGUUGAAUAUAUUUCAUAUAUCAUAUGAAGGCUCAAAGAUGAUUCUUCAAAUGAUUGAUGAACCAUUUCACCUAUCUAAUUCUGAUACUGCUUUGUCACCAGCUGUCUCAUCCUUAUCUAAUGUUAAUAAUAGUAACCAGUUAUUGACACUAAUGAAGGGUGCUUUGAAUAGUACUUCGGACGCUUCUACUGCUAAACCUCUCUCUUCGAUUACAAAUGAUUUCACAAAUAGAUUACCGCAGAGGUAUUUAAAUGGAACAGGAACAAUGGGAACAGAACUUAACAGUAUAAUUAAUUCGCAUCAAAAAAUUAUUGGAAGUACGGUGGUCCAUAAGCGUUUAUCUGCGCAAAACGGGGAUAUUUUUUAUGACCAAAACACUGAACUGGUGGAUCAGAGGAUGUUUUUGCAGGAUGCGAGGUUUCAUUUGGAAAGAAGAUUUAUAGAACAGAGAUUGAAAGAUGUGGAAAAAAGAUACGAGGAGAGAUUAUCUAACGCUUCUUUAAUGUUAAAAAAAGCUUACAAAGAAAUAUUAGAUUUACGAUUGGGAAAAGCAAAAGCAUUAGCAAAUAAAAGAAUGGGGCAGGCGGAACUUGCAUUAAAACACGCUAAUGCAAUACAUAGCAGGAUUGCAGACGAAACGGUUAAAUCAGAUAUAAAACAAAUGAUAAGGCAAUGGGAACAAAUCCUCAGGGAUUAUAAGGCUUGGCAUGCUAAUUUAGAUAGAAUAGUAGAUGGUCAAAAGGCACAAGUAGAUUCAAAUUAUCGUUUUGAUGAGUUGGCCCUUCUGUCGCCACCGGAUAAUAUUCCAUGUGCUCCACAGUUACCUCCUAAUGCUUUGAAGUAUUUUCAACAACUUGAAUUCGAGUGCAGCUCGAGUGACCCCUCGUCGGAACUGCUUCGAGUAAUUGGUCCUCCGAUCGGUUUUGAAAAAGAAGCUGUAACAGGUGGUCGAUUUGGUGCAAUUGGACAACCUGCCCCUCCGCCACAGAGGAAGAUAUUCACGGAAGCACAAAUAAAUAAAUUGGUUGAGAAAACGCUGAAACAUUUCCAGGAUACUUACGGAAGUUCUUCAAACUUAAGCGCGGAAGAGAUCAGAAAUAUAUUGAACGACCUCGAACGACGUCCUUUAGUGUUUGCAUCCGAUGCAACUCUUUCUUCUGUUCUUUCUCAUGUAAUAAAACGAGUUAUGGAAGUAAGUGGUACGAGUGAUGGAAAAAAUAGCAGUCAACCAGGCACACCAUGCUGGACAUCGUUAUCAUCUGAGUCAUCUACCGUUCGCCGUUCCGUGGAUUUGGAAAAUCAGGACUGUAAAAUUUGCUUACAGUCAUUGGCACAUGGUGAUAAACUAAUACAAUGCCCUUCCUGUUUCGAUUCCUAUCACUAUGAGUGUGGGAUCAAAUGGCUCAAACAAAACAGUACAUGCCCCCACUGCCGUCGGCUGUGGAGCAAUCCGGACGAUUUUCCAUCCUUAGCGAAGACUCUUCUGUGA